GAUUUCAAAAUCCCCCGACUUGUCUUUGACGAUAACGGAUGAUGACGACUAUAACCUAAAUAUCAAUGGACGGCCCUGGUUGUUCAGCGAGAGCAUGUUCUUCAGGGCUGAUGGUCGGAUGUUCUCUGUGGAGGAGGGCACGCUCACCCUAAUCAGCGUCACGAAUGGGAGCGGCGUGGAUAGAAUGGGUCAAUGGAAUUCUGUGGACUUUCUGUACAAGGCAGGGUCCCAUCAGAUGCAGACAAGCGUCCUGUAUUACAUACAACCCAUUUACCCACUGGUGCUGUUUAAACAGGUCAUCCAAUAACACAUAUGCCAAGCAGAAUGGGGGAAACUACAAUUUCAUUAUUGAUGGACAUAAAGCACUACCAACAGAAGAGCGAUUCUGGACAGAUCUCAUGUCUUCCGCGCGACAGUGGGGACUGCUUGUUUAUGAACAGGACUUUCUAGACACCCAGUUUGACUCGGUGACCCAGCUUCACACUGACGUGCAUCUAGCCAAGCAGUGGUUGAAGGAGAUGGGUAAUGGAGCAGCAAAGAAUGGCUUGAGAAUCCAGUAUUGUAUGUCCUACCCCCGCCACGCCCUUCAGUCGCUGGAAAUUCCCGUAGUAACACAGGCAAGGGUAAGCAGAGACUACCACCCAGGCGACGACCACUGGAAGAUUGGCGUGUCAUCACUCUUGGCUUGGGCCAUUGGUGUAGCUCCGUAUAAGGACAAUUUCUGGACAUCAGUUCAACCUGGCAACACAUACAACGCGUCAGAGCCGAAUACAGCGCUACUAGCAGUCGUCUCUACUCUGAGCACUGGACCUGUUGGGAUAAGUGAUAUGAUCGGCGGCUCGAACAAGUCUUUGAUCAUGAAAUCCGUAAAUGCGGACGGACUUAUUUUGAAACCAUCCCGUCCUGCAACUGCCAUAGACAAUACAAUUCGAAGAAUGGCCUGGGGAGACUUUGAGGGACCAGACGGAGAGGUGUGGUCAACAUAUUCAGAUUUUGGAGGGAAGAACAAGUUUGGUAUCAUCCUUGCUGCGGAGUUGACUGGUAAUUACACGAUGACGCCCGGCAUGGCUGGCUUCCAAGGAUUCCCAACUUCCAUGAUCUUCCCUUACAACAACCCCAGCAAGAUCCAGCCUCUGACAGACGCUGACCCCAUUACCAUGACUGGCUGUGGUACAGUGGACUUCUGUCUGUUCUAUGUGUCACCUGUCCUUCAAGUUCAAGGGAAGAAGGUGCUUGUUCAGGGCGAGUUGGCCAAGUGGGUCCCGAUGUCCCCGCAGAGAGUGACUGACAUCAGCAUCGGGGACGACAUCCUCAUCAGCCUCACAGGGGCAGCGGCAGAAACCGUCCUCCCCUUUGACCUGCACCCUCGGACCAGGCGGCCGCGCCACUCUCAGCUUCAGUCAACAAGCAUGCCGUGGAGAAUGAAGCCAUAUUUGAAGCCACAUUUUAAUUUUUCCUAUAUUUACGGUUCGACAAACCGGAGCUAA
Molecule: messenger RNA, 1487 nt
Organism: Haliotis rufescens (red abalone)
Lineage: Eukaryota; Metazoa; Mollusca; Gastropoda; Lepetellida; Haliotidae
Exons: 10
Coding region: 165-1487 (440 amino acids)
Source: RefSeq, a predicted model, not a curated record